CCUCUCCUGACCAAUCGGAUCCCUCGAGGUUUCCGUUGAUGAGAAUCGUAACAGCUAGAAGAGUUUAGUGAGACGAAUGAGUGAGACACGCGAGAGAUGGAGGUUCACGCAGAAGACGAAACUUGUAACUUGAGCAUGCUGGGAUGUAGAAGGCCACGCCCCUGUGGGCCUCUGAUUGGCCCGCUGCUGCUGCUGCUGCUGCUGCUGGUGUGGCCGUGUGCUGUGACGGUCGGCGCGGCGACGUCGUCAGCGGGCUGCGUGGAGGCGGUUGCCGUGGCGACGGACGGGCGCGCGGCGCUUCAGGCUCAGGAGCGCCACCUCUGGGCGCUGUUUGAGAAGUACGGCGACGGAAACGGCUCCCUCACGCUGCAGGGGCUCCAGCUGAUGCUGCGGCACGUGGGCCUCGGACGCCUGCGCAUGCCCGCACACACACACACACACACACACGAGCACGCGCACACACACACACACACACACACGCACGCCGGCUCCAGGGAGGAGAAGGGCCAGUCCAACACACACACCCCCACACCCACACGCUCGCACACACACACGGACUCUGUGAGGGCAAGACGGAGCGCGGGCUAUGACCUCACUCAGGACCACACACCCGCUGCUCAGAACACGCCCCCAACCACGCGACACGGCAACCACGGCCACCACGACCACCACGAUCAACAACCUCUCAGCAGCCAACAGUGUCUGAGUGCUUCCUCGUUGCUGAAGGAUCAUGGGAUAGGGUCACAGGGCAUCUCUGUUAGUGAUUUUGGCUUCCUGUGUCCUGCUCUCCUUUCUCAGAUCGACUCCCAGUCCUGCCUGCGCCACGCAAGCCAUGAGGAACAUCCUAAGAAUGCUACGGGUACAUCAGGUCAUGAUGAUCCAAAGAACACCAACAUUGCAGCAGCGUGGCUGGGGGGGUUCUUGUCCAUCUGCAUCAUCAGUACGCUGGCGCUAGUGGGCGUGGUCUUGCUGCCGCUCAUCAACAAAACCUCCUUCAACUUCCUGCUCAGCUUCCUGGUUGCGCUCGCAGUGGGCACGCUCAGUGGUGACGCCUUCCUGCACCUCAUACCACACGCUCAGGGUCAUCACAAGCACCACCACUCAGCCAAUGAGAGCUGGGAGGAGGGUGGUCAUGGUGGUCAUGGCGACCAGGAGGACUCCCUGCGCUCGGUGUGGACGGGGCUGACGGCACUGGGUGGAGUUUACAUUAUGUUCCUCAUCGAGCACUUCCUGACUCUGGGCAAGAUGUACAAGGACAAGAAACACAAGGGUCAGAAGAAGUUUGAUCAGAGUGAUGACAUGUUGGAGUCAGAGAAGCUUCCCACCAUUGAAGAGAAUGAUGGAAAAGCCCUCGAUGAGGCGGAGGCGAACGGCGGCAGCGCGAGCGUGCGUGGGCUGUGUGAGGAGGAGGAGGAGGAGAUGCUCUCUCACACACACACACACACACACACACUCUCUGAGCUGCGGGACGCUGACCAAUCGUCGGACUGCCAGGACAAAUGCCACUCCCACUUCCACGACACGGUGGCUCCGCCCGCCCAGCUGCACCACCAUCACCACGACUACCACCACAUCCUGCACCACCACCACUCGCAGAACCACCACCCGCACACACACACACACCGACACACACACGGCUACAGCCGGCAGCAGCUGCAGGAGGCCGGAGUGGCCACGCUCGCCUGGAUGGUCAUCAUGGGGGACGGCCUGCACAACUUCAGCGACGGCCUGGCCAUAGGAGCUGCAUUUACAGAGGGUCUGUCCAGUGGCCUCAGUACUUCAGUGGCUGUUUUCUGUCACGAACUUCCGCAUGAACUUGGUGAUUUUGCCGUGCUGCUGAAGGCUGGGAUGUCGGUAAAGCAGGCCGUGAUGUAUAACGCGUUGUCUGCGCUGAUGGCGUUCUUCGGCAUGGCAACGGGCAUUCUGAUUGGUCACUACGCACAACACGUGGCCACCUGGGUCUUCGCCCUCACCGCCGGACUCUUCCUCUACGUGGCCCUGGUGGACAUGGUGCCGGAGAUGCUCCAUAACGACGCCAGUGAGCAGGGCUUCAGUCACUAUGGUUACUUCCUCCUGCAGAAUGCUGGGAUCCUGCUCGGCUUCGGAAUCAUGCUCACCAUCGCCAUCUUGGAGCCGCGCAUCCAGCUCCACUUUGACCUUUAACCUUUAACCCCACCAUCGCCAUCUUGGAGCCGCGCAUCCAGCUCCACUUUGACCUUUAACCUUUAACCCCACCAUCGCCAUCUUGGAGCCGCGCAUCCAGCUCCACUUUGACCUUUAACCUUUAACCUUUGACCCUACCAUCGCCAUCUUGGAGCCGCGCAUCCAGCUCCACUUUGACCUUUAACCUUUAACCCCACCAUCGCCAUCUUGGAGCCGCGCAUCCAGCUCCACUUUGACCUUUAACCCCACCAUCGCCAUCUUGGGGCCGCGCAUCCAGCUCCACUUUGACCUUUAACCCCUUAAUCAUUCCACAUCCCCGCACAUACAGAAGUGUGUGUGUGUGGGAGGUCCUGUGCUGUUACAGUAGCAUGCUAAGCAGCUAGUGAUGUUGGCACUUAGUGCAACAGUAUUUUCAGUUAGUGAUGAUGUGUGUUUGCAUCAUGAGAAGUCUUUUUUUGUAUAUGUGUGCCUAUGUGCAUAUGUGUGUGUGCUCAUAUGUCUGUUACAUUGAAGGGAAGCACUCAUGUGUGUCUGUUACAUUGAAGAGAAGUGUGUGCGUGCGUGCGCUCACUCAUAUGUGUCUGUUACACUGAAGAGCACUGUGUGUGUGUGAGAGAAUAUGCCACGUAGAUGUGUGUCUAGUAAAA
Messenger RNA from Sardina pilchardus (European sardine), 2810 nucleotides. RefSeq names its product solute carrier family 39 member 6 (gene slc39a6). Gene Ontology annotation, molecular function: monoatomic cation:bicarbonate symporter activity; zinc ion transmembrane transporter activity. The coding region runs from base 97 to 2163 and encodes 688 amino acids. Gene Ontology annotation, biological process: intracellular monoatomic cation homeostasis; zinc ion import across plasma membrane. The record is from RefSeq and is a predicted model, not a curated record. The transcript is spliced from 12 exons. Gene Ontology annotation, cellular component: plasma membrane. NCBI's taxonomy places the organism in Eukaryota, Metazoa, Chordata, Actinopteri, Clupeiformes, Clupeidae.